CGACCUGACACAGCACAAGUGGAGGAUUGCUUGCAUCAUUUAUGACUUUUUCAGGCAGCUUUUUCUGAAACCCCCCCUCAAUAUGGGAUUUUGCAAGAUUGCAGCAGUUGCACCGUACCUGGUGCACGUUUUAUUUUCAUGCACAGUCCUGUGCACAACUACAAGAUAUUUCACCUAUGAAGAGGAUGCACUCGGGACGGAGAUAGGCAAUUUGUCUCUAGAUUUAAAGAUUGAUCCGGCUGAUGACCCUGACACAUCAUUCCGCUUCAUGCAAGAAAACAACUCGACUCUGGUUCAGAUGAGGGAGAACGACGGGCUUCUGAGCGUUGCAGAGAUAAUUGAUCGGGAGCAGCUCUGCCCCAGGUCUCCCCGCUGCUUCAUCACCUUCGACAUCGUGGCCUUCUCCCGGGAGAAGUUCCAGCUCAUCCACGUGGAGAUAGAGGUGAGAGACAUCAACGACUACUCUCCUCGUUUUCCGCGUAACGAGACGAAUCUGGAGAUAGUGGAGAAUGUUCCACUGGAUUCCAGAUUCCCCCUGCUGAUUGCCCUCGACCGGGACGUGGGUGAGAACUACAUUCAGAGCUACAAUAUCUCCCCCUCCAGUCAUUUCUCCAUUGAAGUGCACGAUCGGGAUGAUGGAGUGAAGUUUGCAGAGCUGGUGCUGGUGAGGGAGCUCGACAGGGAGGUGGAGGACUCCUACACGAUCGAAGUGACUGCAUCUGACGGAGGAGUGCCUGCGAAGUCCGGGUCAAUGACUGUAAAUAUCAAAGUGCUGGACUUCAAUGACAACAGCCCCACGUUUGAACACAGCUCUCUGAAAGUGGAGCUGAACGAAGACUCACCGGCGGGUCACCGAGUUGUCAAAGUGCACGCAUUUGACCCCGAUGAUGGCAUCAAUGGGGAGGUGAUGUACGCGUUUGGAGAGGGCUUAUCGCCCGAGGCUGCGCGCCUCUUCAACAUCGACCCUUACUCCGGUGACGUGACCCUGAAGGGGCUUGUUGAUUUUGAGAAGAGGAGGUCAUACGAGCUGAACAUCAAAGCCACAGAUUUGGGCGCCAACUCUGUUCCAUCCACCUGCAAACUGGUGAUAGAAAUCGUGGACGUGAACGACAAUGCGCCUGAAAUCGGCAUCAAACCCAUGACCUCCAGCAGUGAUGGAGUCGCCUACAUCACAGAGGCUGCAGCCGCCGAGAGCUUCGUGGCUCUGAUCAGCACCUCGGACAGAGACUCAGGCUCCAACGGGUACGUGCGCAUCAGCCUCCUCGGGCACGAGCAUUUCACCCUGCAGCAGGCAUAUGGAGACACUUUCAUGAUUGUAACCACCACCACUUUGGACAGAGAGAAGAUCCCAGAGUAUAACCUCACUGUAGUAGCAGAGGACCUGGGAAACCCGCCUUUUAAAACUGUCAGACAGUACACUAUCCGUGUCACAGAUGAGAAUGACAACCCCCCUCUCUUCAGUAAGCCACUUUAUGAAGUUUCAGUCCUGGAAAAUAACAUCCCAGGCUCAUAUGUCACCACUGUCGUCGCUCGGGAUCCUGAUGUGGGAAAGAAUGCCAAAGUCUCUUACAAGCUCAUAGACUCAGAGGUGCCAGGGGGGUCCUCAGUGUCCACGUAUGUCUCUGUGGAUUCGCUCUCAGGGUCUUUGUACACUCUCAGGUCUUUCGAUUAUGAGACGCUUCAGCAGAUUGAGCUUGUCAUCCAAGCAGAAGACAGAGGCUCGCCCUCUCUUUCAAGCACGUCAACAAUCAGGAUUAGAGUUGUGGAUCAGAAUGACAAUGAUCCGUACUUCACCUUCCCCGUCCUCCUGAAUGGCUCGGCUGAUAUUCCGCUGCCCUUUAAUGCACCCUCUGGCUAUCUCGCCCUUCGUGUAUCAGCUGAAGAUGAAGACGAGGGAGUGAAUGGCGAGCUCUCCUACAAAAUUGUACAAGGUGACCCCAAGCUUUUUACAAUAAACAAGGACACUGGAGAGAUUGCUCUAAAACAAUGGCUGACAGCCGAAAUUGGGGACGUGCUGGAAAUGAAAAUCUCAGUGAGCGACAAUGGCAGGUCCCCACUCUCGAGCAGUGCCACAAUUAGGUUUGUCGUCUCAGACUCAGAACCCUCCGAAGACCAAGUCGUCAUUGUGCUGCGGUCAAGUGAUGAAGAAGGCUCCGGCUUUGAUGGCUCACUAAUUAUCAUUAUUAUGCUCAGUGGGGGUUGUGCCUUGUUGCUGAUUGCAAUAGUUGUUGUUGUUGUCACAUGCAAACUGAGCCGUAAGAGGAGAAGCACCAAGAGAGAAGUGUGCCAGAGUCUGUUUGACGGCAGGCCCAUGGCCAUGCUCGGAUCCACAGAGCCAAACAUUUACACAGGUCAACGAGGCUUCUUCCACGAGAGGCCUUCACUGUCUCUGGAUGAUUCGUGCCUGUAUGAGGAGAGGAGCGGGGACUCAGAGACAAAGAUGUUCCUGCCCUCCAAGCAUUUCCAACCAGCGUCUGUGUGGCAAGGUGACAAAUACUGCUUGCAAGUGAGUGGCAUCAGCAAUACUGACCAGCUGAGCGUGAAGGACAGUGGUAAAGGGGACAGUGACUUCAACGACAGUGACUCUGAUAUCAGUGGCGACGGAGGCAAGAAGAUCUUUAGAACCUUCCAGCCGAGGCUAAAAAAUGCUGCUACCAGCUUUUCUGGGGAUUGCCAAGGCACCUACUGUGCAAUAGCACCACAGAGCUUCAGAGCCACCAGAGACAACGCCUACACAAUAGGCUUCUCCCCAGUGCCCAGCUACAACAAUCCUCCGGGCUGCUCCAUGUCUUGGAAGGACUCUGGUUAUGGCACAAAUCGGCCAAAAUCACGUAACAGCAUGUGCACCUACUCCAGAACCGGGACCCUUCCUUCCUACUUCCCACAGCAACAGCGUGAGGCUGAUGUCGAAGGUGUCGCAGUCCACAAGCAGAGUCCAAGUAUUGUAACUGUGGCUACAGCAUUAGAAGUUGCAACUAUCUUUUAAAAAAAAACAUUCAAAAAUGGAUUGAAAUGUAGCUAGAAGAUGUAAAUUUGUGUAAAAACUCUCACUAUAUGGUUAACUCACAGCUGUAUAUAUUUGUUAAUGUACAAAAUUCUAAUAUUAUUCUGUUUGCUCAUGUUAAAAAUAUUUGAAUUUCAGUAUACUGCAUUCAGUGUUUCUUUUUCCAAUAAAAGUGUGAAUAAAAUAAUGAGAAAUGUCA
Molecule: messenger RNA, 3203 nt
Organism: Amphiprion ocellaris (clown anemonefish)
Lineage: Eukaryota; Metazoa; Chordata; Actinopteri; Pomacentridae
Gene: pcdh8.1
Product: protocadherin 8
Exons: 4
Coding region: 83-2986 (967 amino acids)
Biological process (GO): homophilic cell-cell adhesion
Cellular component (GO): plasma membrane
Molecular function (GO): calcium ion binding
Source: RefSeq, a predicted model, not a curated record